UGUGGUUUUCUUAAAUAGAAAAUAACCAAAAGUCCAAAACUGAAAGUCCGAACCCAACCCACUCUUCCUCACCCAAAGCUCACCGCAGGUGCAUCUGUUCCACAGUCGCGCGUUGGUUGCUCGUUCCGCUGCCCUCGCCUCCUCCUUUCUCUGCUUGUGCCUCUGCUCCGCCGCCACCUUCUCUUCUGCGCCUCUUUGCUCCGCCACCUCCUCCUCUCUCUGAUCAAGUUAGAUUUGAGCCUUCUUCAAUUAUCAACGACAAGUGAACAGGGAUUUCGGCAACAAUGUCAUCUCUCGGCACGUCCAAGGGGAUUCUUGAGAUUGCUAAGUUUGGGGUCUAUGUCACUGUCCCCAUUGUUCUUAUGUAUACUUUCGCCAACAAUACCAAGAACCUUCAGAAAUUCAUGGGAAAUAAAUCAUACAUCGAAUAUCCCCCAGAGGCACCAAGGCCGCCAUCACCAGAGGAACUUAGGGAGAAGGCUCGCGAGCUGGCUCGUAAAAGGAACAAUCCAUGAUUCUCCUUCUAUUUGGUUGUGCUCUACUUGUUACGGCUCAAUAGUAUUGAUAUUAUACAAUACAUAUGGUUGUGUAGUGAUAAUUUGUAGGGUUUAGCUGUGUUCAAGUUAUCAAUUAAGAAAGUUUUUAUAGAAAAAGAUGCAAAGUUUAAUUUCUAAGACAUUUGUUGUGUAUUUAUUAAAAUAAAAAGUUUGAAAAAAUUUAUACUAGUAA
Molecule: messenger RNA, 729 nt
Organism: Arachis duranensis
Lineage: Eukaryota; Viridiplantae; Streptophyta; Magnoliopsida; Fabales; Fabaceae
Exons: 4
Coding region: 285-515 (76 amino acids)
Biological process (GO): mitochondrial respiratory chain complex IV assembly
Cellular component (GO): mitochondrion
Source: RefSeq, a predicted model, not a curated record